CCUCUAGGUAUGGAUUCCACUCCCACUGCGUGGCCAGUCGUUACUGGCAGCUGAUUGCAACAAGAUCGAAUUGAAUCGAACUGAAUCGAAAGAUGUGCCGAGCCCUGGACUUGUGCUGCGGCCUUUUGUCGCUGAGUUCCUUUAUUGCCUGCUUUGGUGCCCUCCACAUGCUCAACAAGAUUGUGCACAUCCACGGGGAUGCAGCCGUUCAUGUGGCUGUGCGUGUGCCGGACGAUAGCUCGGAGCGCUGCAGCAGGACCAUAAUUGUGGACAACAUUCAGGUGCCGCAUCUCACCUGGCUGGAGCUCUUCUAUAUGCGCUGGACGAUGGUGCUGACCAUGUUCUAUUCGUUUGUUAUCAUGAUUUUGAUUCGGGCCAAGUACGUGAGCCACUUUCAGAUCAACCAGGUCACCACCAAUGGGAUGAUGCUUGUGGGCACUGUCCUGGCUGUCAUUCUGCUCAUCUCCACCGUGAUACUCCACGAGCGGACGCCCUUUGUGGAGGUGUGGUGCAACAACAUUAUCGUCUACUAUCUGUACUUCGUUGACCUCAACACCAUUGUGGGCGUCUUCUACUUCAUUUACACAUCCUGCUACCUGCCAGCGGACGUUGGCGACGGGUACGAGGAGCCGGCAUUGCUUAUGUGAACCAAAUAGUCGACAUCAAACUUAUUUUUCCAAAACAAAAAAACAAGUAAAAUGUUGCCUAAAUAAAAUGCAUUUAUUCUACUCAUA
Drosophila obscura is the source of this 734-nucleotide messenger RNA. RefSeq lists its product as uncharacterized. The record is from RefSeq and is a predicted model, not a curated record. The transcript has 3 exons. The coding region runs from base 93 to 647 and encodes 184 amino acids. Lineage: Eukaryota; Metazoa; Arthropoda; Insecta; Diptera; Drosophilidae.